Pseudocercospora fijiensis CIRAD86 is the source of this 1833-nucleotide messenger RNA. RefSeq lists its product as uncharacterized. The record is from RefSeq and is a predicted model, not a curated record. Gene Ontology annotation, biological process: proteolysis. The transcript is spliced from 4 exons. The coding region runs from base 1 to 1833 and encodes 610 amino acids. NCBI's taxonomy places the organism in Eukaryota, Fungi, Ascomycota, Dothideomycetes, Mycosphaerellales, Mycosphaerellaceae. Gene Ontology annotation, cellular component: cytoplasm. Gene Ontology annotation, molecular function: calcium-dependent cysteine-type endopeptidase activity.
AUGAAGGGCUUCAAGCUCAUCGCAAAAAGGGACUCCGAGCCCGAGCCACAAGACCCCUCACCAGCUAUUCCGAUCAAGAUUAUUAGCGAUCAGGAGCCCACAGCAGGACCUGCAGACGAUCCUGACCCAACUCCGAGCGGGAGGCGUGUUGAUGAAUUCUACCCAGCAUGGGACAAAUUCCUGAACGAAAAGGUUGGAGUGUAUGGAUUUGUCUUCUAUCGAGAUGGGGAGUGGAUCUAUGAAGUGAUUGACGACAAGCUCUACCUCCGUGUUGGAGAUGACGAUAAUCUCGAUGUCGUGAGAGACUGGGACAAAGAAGACAAGGAAGGGCAGUAUCUUAAUUACGACGAGGACAAGCUUAAGGAAGCGUUGCAGAGAGGUGGUGAAGCAUUAUACUUCAGCCACUGCAAAUCUAACGAGACCUGGUUGCCACUGAUCGAGAAGGCAUAUGCCAAAGCGCACGGCGAUUACUAUGCCAUUGAGGGCGGCUUUGCCAGCGAGCGUAUCGAGGAUCUGACGGGCGGCGUUGCGGUAGUUUUGAACCCAGAAGACAUCAUGGACAAAGACCGUUUCUGGAGGGAACAGCUCUCACAGGUCAACAAGAAGUACCUCUUCGGCGGCGGAUCAAAACCCUCGAGCCCGAAAGGACUAAUCAGCGGGCACGCCUGGACGGUUGGGCAACAGUGGUCCUGUGUGAGCGUACCGUGGACUGUGGACUACAUGGACACCAAGUUCCAGUUCACAAUCUCCGAAAAUGGCCCAGUCGUCAUCGUCUUAGCGCAGCCUGACGAUCGCUAUCUCCACGGCCUGCGAGGAAGAUACCUACACUCCCUCCACUUCCGCGUGUACAAGCAAGGCGAAGAAGAAUCUCGCUGGAUUGUCCGCAGCAUGCACAACUCCGGCAACGAAACCGUCUUCACACGUUCCGUGUCCGCAGAAAUCGAAGAUCUGGAGCCCGGAACUUACGAUGUCAUUUUCAAAAUCACAACCUUACGCACAAGCCAAAGGACCGCGGAAGAAAACAUCACGAAAUACGCCAUCGACAGGAAAGAGAAACUUUUACACGUCGGUCGAAGAUUCGAUUACGCUCAAAGCAAAGGUGAUCUUCGGGGUAUGGAGAAAUAUAUGCGCAGAGCGAAGAAACGUGAGCUCAAAGAUAAACGGAUCACUGCGUUUAAGAAAGAUCGGGAGAUGAACCGGAAGUUGAAUGAUAGAGCUCGAAAGCGGAAACAGAGGAUUCAUGAUGCGAUGCGAGGGAAGAGGAGGGAAGUUCGGGAGAGAAUGAAAGCUAAGAGGGGAGAGAAAUGUGAGGAUGAGAGGACUUGUGCUCAGAUUUCUACUGGUGAGAAAAUGGGGACUCAGGCUGGUAGUAUCGUGCAAAGUAAGCUGGAAGAGGAUCCGAGAGCUGAUGUGGCGCCUAAAGAGACGGUUCCUGAUGGUGCUGAGAAGGCUGAUGUGGUCAUGAACGAACCAAUCGCUGAUCCAAAAGAAAAGGACAACUUGAUCUCCGAACUCCAAAACCUCGAACUCAAAGACGUCGACAAAUCACUACCCGAUCCUACUCUUUCCCCCCUCCACCCACAAUCUGAAAACGAAGCCGAAAACGAUUCUGAGCCCGAACCUUUGGAGGAGUUGGAUGAUGAUGAUUUCCCUUGGGAUUCGGAAAUCGAUGGGCCUGUCGAUACAAGCUCUGAGGAGGGAAACGAUGAGGAUUAUGGUCCAGGAAUUUUCGAAGAUGAUCCUUGGAAUGGGGUUGUUGUGCUGGGAUUGAGGGUGUAUUCGAAGAGUAGAGAUGUUGAGGUUAGGGUUGUCAAGGAUGAGGAGGAGGGAUAG